AUGGCGCCCGCUCAAUCGACGGAGCGCGAUGUGGACAUCGAGAUGACACACGAGGAGGAAGACGAUCAGGGAGAGCGCCUGAUUAACGAAGAGUACAAAACAUGGAAGAAGAACAGCCCUUUCCUCUAUGACAUGAUUCUUGGAACCGCCCUCACCUGGCCAACCCUGACAGUUCAGUGGUUCCCUGAUGUCAAGGAACCUGAGGGCAAGAACUACCGAAUGCACCGCCUUCUCCUCGGCACUCACACUUCGGAUGAGAGCCCCAACUUCGUCCAGAUUGCUGAUGUCCAGAUCCCCAAGGCUGUGACACCUAACCCCAGCGACUAUGACGAUGAGCGUGGCGAGAUUGGUGGCUACGGAAAGUCGGGCAAUGUUGCCGCCAUCAAGUGUGACAUUGUCCAGAAGAUCGAGCAUCCUGGAGAGGUGAACAAGGCUCGCUUCCAACCCCAGAACCCCGACAUCAUUGCUACUCUCUGCGUUGAUGGCAAGAUUCUGAUCUUUGACCGAACGAAACACCCUCUCCAGCCUACCUCUCUUGGCAAGAUCAAUGCUCAAAUCGAGCUUGUUGGCCACAAGGCCGAGGGUUUUGGUCUCAACUGGAACCCCCAUGAGGCUGGCCGCCUCGCCUCAGGUAGCGAGGAUACUACCAUGUGCCUUUGGGACCUCAACACCCUCAAGGCCGACUCCAGAAUUCUGAACCCCGCCCGCAAGUACACUCAUCACAGCCAGAUUGUCAAUGACGUCCAGUACCACCCCAUCUCCAAGAACUUCAUCGGUUCCGUUUCGGAUGAUCAGACGCUCCAGAUCGUCGAUGUCCGACACAGCGAGACCGCCAAGGCCGCUGUGGUGGCUCGCAACGGCCAUCUGGAUGCAGUCAACGCGCUGGCAUUCAACCCUAACUCGGAGGUGCUCGUCGCUACCGCCUCGGCAGACAAGACGAUCGGUAUCUGGGAUCUCCGAAAUGUCAAGGAGAAGGUUCACACUCUGGAGGGCCACAACGACGCUGUCACAUCUCUGGCUUGGCAUCCUACCGAGGCUGGUAUCUUGGGAAGUGCCAGCUACGACCGGAGAAUCAUCUUCUGGGAUCUCUCUCAAGUGGGCGAAGAGCAGCUUCCCGACGACCAAGACGAUGGCCCCCCUGAAUUGCUUUUCAUGCACGGUGGCCACACGAACCAUCUUGCCGACUUUAGCUGGAACCCUAAUGAGCCGUGGCUCGUAGCAAGCGCUGCGGAGGACAAUCUGCUGCAGAUUUGGAAGGUUGCCGAGUCAAUUGUUGGUAAAGACGACGGCGACCUGCCUGUCGAUGAGCUCGACCGAUAG
This is a messenger RNA of Fusarium falciforme, 1320 nucleotides long. RefSeq names its product Histone acetyltransferase type B subunit 2. The coding region runs from base 1 to 1320 and encodes 439 amino acids. Gene Ontology annotation, cellular component: cytoplasm; nucleus; Rpd3L-Expanded complex. NCBI's taxonomy places the organism in Eukaryota, Fungi, Ascomycota, Sordariomycetes, Hypocreales, Nectriaceae. Gene Ontology annotation, biological process: regulation of gene expression. Gene Ontology annotation, molecular function: histone binding. The record is from RefSeq and is a predicted model, not a curated record. The transcript is spliced from 6 exons.